AUGUCGUCCUCUGUGAUUGCCUACUCGGCCAACCUCCAAACCCAGUCGCGACUGGUCCAAUUACCACAAGAAAUCAAAGACCUCGUCUUCCAUCGGUGCUUCACCGCCGAUGGCGCCAUCGUCGAGCCAAUACCCAGUAGUGGAUCUGCAAAGAGCGAUGUCCCUCGCAGGAUGGGUGUGAAUCUGUUGCAGACCUGCCGCAGACUCUACCAUGAGACAGAUCGCCGAUCCCUGUUCACCCAGAAUACUUUCCGUUUCAGCACCGUCGACCGUAUGAGCACCUACCUGGCGUCGCUCAGUCCUGUCCACAGCGCCUGUAUCCGCCAUGUCGAGAUCGACGCCCAAAGUCUUCACUCCAACCAUCCAGGAGUAGCUCGUGAAUGGCUGCAGUACUUGUCAUGGGGCAACGGCCACUGGGACAAGUCUCCCGGUUCUCUGCGCGCAGACGCUCCCGGACUGAAGUGUCUUCGGUUGAACUUCGAGUCGUGGCCCAGGAUCGCCAUGAAGAGGGUUGAGCUCUGGAACCAGCUGAGGAACAUGCUGGCCAAGAUCGAGGGUCUCGAGCGAGUAGUCGUGAUCGGUGCCAGCAAGGGCGCUGCAAUGGCCAAGCGAGCACCAUUCUCCCCAGUUCACUAUGUAGGAGGCGACGAUGUCGGUGUUGAUGAUUUGGUCCCUCGCAUGUGGUCUACUGUCGGCGCAUCAGACAGAUCCAAGAUCGUAAGGUGGACCCGCGUUGACGGCAAGCUGGAGCUGGAAGUCGUGUCGAUUUCCUAUUUGUUGAAAAGUGUCGACCCUUACUGGUAUGGUCCUUCAGUGAGGAAAAGCCACACAGACCCGUGGCCAGAGAAUGGUUCGUGCACCCUCGAUGAAAGCACCUUUACCGCCUCCGGUCAAUGUCACAAAAACGCCGCCCCAAGCAGCUAUAACCAAGACGAUCGUGAGAGUGAGAUGUCCUUGCCAUGA
Molecule: messenger RNA, 963 nt
Organism: Didymella exigua CBS 183.55
Lineage: Eukaryota; Fungi; Ascomycota; Dothideomycetes; Pleosporales; Didymellaceae
Exons: 2
Coding region: 1-963 (320 amino acids)
Source: RefSeq, a predicted model, not a curated record